AUGACGAUAACCGAGUUGAGCGUCCGUGGACCUGGUCCCCUGCUCGCGACCCACCCGCACUUGAUCAAUGCAACCGCUGGUGCCGUCACCGCGUCCGAAGCCGAAAGCGCGGGACAGCGGGAGAAAGGACUCGAGGAUCUCAGAAUCAGGAUCCAGUCGCUCAAAAACGACAACCCGCUGAGCAAGUUCCGCGAGGACGAUUUGUUCCUGCUCUGCUUCCUUCGCUCGAGACGUUUCGACGUUGAUCGAGCGUUCAAGUGCUAUCAGAAAUACUACAGAGUGAGGAGUUCGCAUCCAGCGAUACUGUAUCCUCAAGGCGUCGGACCUCUGGAUCGUGUCAAGUUCUUCGAGCUGAACAACGUCACCCUCCAGCCGAAAAGGAACCCAAUCGACGGAAGCACAAUCUAUAUCUGGCGUAAAGGUGAUUGGGUUCCGGGCACCGACUGGGAUUUGGCAGAACAUCUCACGCCGUCGUAUUGGAUGAUCGAGCACGCCCUCAGAGAGCCUGCGGUUCAACAGCGCGGUGUUCAGAUAAUUAUCGACGGCGACGGAAUAACUUGGUCAAUGCUGCCUUACAUCAAAGUUAUGGUGUUCAAGGUGCUCGUUCACACAGUUCAGGACGCAUUCCCUGCGCGUUUCAGAGCCAUCCAUAUCGUGAAUCAGCCCGGCCUGUAUGAUUACAUCUACGCUUGCAUUCGCCCUUUUCUGAAGGCGAAAAUCGUGAAGCGAAUCCACCUCCACGGAGGCAACAUGGAAUCAUUGCACCAGCACAUAGAUCCGGAAGUCCUGCCAAGCGAAUACGGGGGCAAAGCUGGCCCUUUCAGUAAUGACUGGAUUCGGAAACAGCUUUACGCUCGCGACGAAGAGUUUCGGCGUCACAGCCACUACGGCUUUCUGAGGGAUCCCUCUGCAGCCAACGCGAAAUGA
Messenger RNA from Galendromus occidentalis (western predatory mite), 927 nucleotides. Its product is annotated as alpha-tocopherol transfer protein-like. The transcript has 2 exons. The record is from RefSeq and is a predicted model, not a curated record. Gene Ontology annotation, molecular function: phosphatidylinositol bisphosphate binding. The coding region runs from base 1 to 927 and encodes 308 amino acids. Lineage: Eukaryota; Metazoa; Arthropoda; Arachnida; Mesostigmata; Phytoseiidae. Gene Ontology annotation, cellular component: membrane.